AUGGCACAGAACACGGACAUCGAUGAGGGCUUGUAUUCCCGUCAGCUAUACGUAUUGGGACACGAUGCCAUGCGCCGUAUGGGGCAGGCAGACGUCCUCAUCGCUGGCGCCCGCGGCCUCGGCGUGGAAAUCGCGAAGAAUGUAAUUCUGGCCGGGGUCAGAUCUGUCACUGUGCAGGACACAGGUGUGACGGAGUGGAAGGACCUAUCCUCUCAGUUUUAUCUGCGGGAGUCGCACAUUGGCCAGAACCGGGCCCUGAGCUCUCUGAAACAGCUGUCUUGUCUGAACGGUCAUGUCCAGGUCCACACCCACACUGAGCCCCUGGACAAAAAUUUCCUCAGUCAAUUCCAGGUGGUGGUGCUCACCAAUUCUUCCCUGGAGGAACAGCUGUGGGUGGGGUCAUUCUGUCACUCAAACAACAUCAAACUCAUCGUGGCUGACACCAGAGGACUCUGUGGACAGUUGUUCUGUGACUUUGGGGAGAAGUUUGAGGUCAGAGAUCAGGAUGGAGAACCUCCCGUAUCUGCCAUGAUUGCGAACAUCAGCAAGGCAAAUCCCGGGAGAGUGACGUGCACGGAUGAGGAGAGGCAUGGCUUCUCUGAGGGGAUGCUUGUAGUGUUCUCUGAGGUAAAGGGAAUGACUGAACUCAACAGCUCUGGACCAAUCAAAAUUACCGACUGUGGUGAUUAUUCCUUUACCAUCUGUGACACGUCAGGCUUCUCUGCGUACGAGAGGGGAGGAGUCGUGACCGAAGUAAAAAAAUCUAGAACCCUGAGUUUCAUGGCUCUUGAUGCAGCCCUGGAUGAAGUGUUUAGGGAUUCAAGCCUGCUGGCCAUGACUGACUAUGGCAAAGCAGAGAAGCACCUUUCUCUGCAUCUGGCCUUCAAAGCUCUGCAUGAAUUUGUGAAGAAAACCAGCAGAAUGCCCAAACCCAGGUGUCAGGCAGAUGCAGAAACUCUGGUUAACAUGACAAAAGACCUGAGCACAGCCAUUGGCUACGAGGAGCUUAAUGAGGAUGUUGUUCGCAAGCUGUCUCUCUGUGCCGACGGUGACCUUGCACCAGUCAACGCCUUCAUUGGCGGUUUGGCCGCUCAGGAGGUGAUGAAGGCCUGCAGUGGAAAAUUCACUCCGCUCAGACAGUGGCUGUAUUUCGAUGCACUGGAGUGUCUUCCUGAGGAAGAGGAGGAUGAAGCUCUUUUGACUGAAGACGCCUGUGCUCCUAGAGACUGCCGGUAUGACGGACAGGUCGCGGUGUUUGGCCAAGCCUUCCAGGAGAAACUAAAGAAGCAGAAGUAUUUUCUGGUUGGGGCUGGCGCCAUUGGCUGUGAACUGCUGAAGAACUUUGCUCUGAUUGGCUUGGGUGCUGGGGAAGGCGGGCACAUCACUGUGACUGACAUGGACUCCAUCGAGCGAUCAAAUCUGAAUCGCCAGUUUCUGUUCAGGCCUCAGGACAUUGGGAGGCAGAAAUCUGAGGUGGCAGCGGAGGCGGUUCGGGAGAUGAAUCCACAGGUGAACAUCUCCGCCCAUCAGAACCGUGUGUGUCCAGAGAGUGAGGAGGUGUACGGCUAUCGUUUCUUCACCGGCCUGGAUGGUGUGGCAGCAGCCCUGGACAACGUGGACGCCCGGGUGUACCUGGACGGCCGCUGUGUCCAGGCACAGAGGCCCAUGCUGGAAGGUGGAACUCUGGGCAGUAAGGGUCACACUCUGGUGGUAGUUCCUCACCUCACAGAGUCCUACGGCCAACCCAGAUCAGGCGCAGGCAAAUCCAUCCCUCUCUGCACCCUGAAAAACUUCCCACAUCACAUUGAGCACACCCUACAGUGGGCCAGGGACCAGUUUGAGGGACUUUUCAAACACUCUGCAGAGAACGUCAACCAGUACCUCAGAGAUAAGGAGUUUGUGGAGCGUGUGAAGGCCCGUGGGGAGGCGGAGGCAGUGGAGGUGUUGGAGGGAGUUCAGGCUAGCAUGGGAGAGCAGAGACCGCAGAGCUGGGAGGACUGUGUGGGGUGGGCGCGGCGUCAGUGGGAGACUCUUUACAACAACGAAAUCCGACAGCUUCUGUGCUGCUUCCCGCCGGACCAGUUAACCUCUUCAGGAUUGCCCUUCUGGAUGGGCACAAAGCGUUGUCCUCAUCCUUUGACCUUCGACCCCAACAAUACCACCCAUAUGGACUACAUUGUGGCGGCGGCUAACUUGUACGGGCAGAUUUACGGCAUUAAAGGAACCACGGAUCGGGUCAGCAUCCGUAAGGUCCUGGAGGGAGUCCAAGUGCCUGCGUUCACACCCAAAUCUAGCGUGAAGAUCGCUGUUACCGAUCAGGAGAUGGAGGAGAAUCGGAAGACGAGGAACACUGAGGAUAAAGCCAGACUGGAGGAGCUGAAGGAGAAGUUGUCAAAUCUACAGCUUGAUGAAGAAAAAUUCCAGAUGUUUCCUCUGGAGUUUGAGAAGGAUGAUGACACAAACUUUCACAUGGACUACAUUGUGGCGGCAUCCAACUUUAGAGCAGAGAACUAUGACAUACCUGCGGCGGAUCGGCACCAGAGCAAACUCAUCGCCGGGCACAUCAUCCCUGCUAUCGCCACGACAACAGCUGCCGUGGCAGGCCUGAUGUGUCUGGAGUUGUACAAACUGAUCCAAGGUCAGCGCAAAAUCUCCUCCUACCGAACCGCCUACGUCAACCUGGCCGUCCAAUACUGCGUCUUCUCCCAGCCUCCUAGACCCCAGACAUUCAAAGUGGCAGGAAAGCAGUAUUCCCAGUGGGAUGCGUUUGCUGUUCGGGGCCGAUCUGAUGGGGGACAGGAGGAAAUGACAUUGGAGGAGCUGAUAAAACACUUCAAGCAAACAUACAAUCUGCAGAUUACUGCCCUGUUUUACGGCCCAGCCAUGAUCUACAGCGAUGGAUCGAGUCCGAACGAUCGACUGAAGCAACGUGUUUCCGAUGUGGUUCGUGCUGCAACCAAGGCUGACAUCCCAGCACAUCAGGUGAUGCUGGAGAUCAUGCCCUCAUUCGCUGAAGACGAGGACUGUGAGACUGUUCCACCAAUCAGAUACCUCUUCAGAUAAAAAAAAAAAAAAAGAAAAGACAGAAUGCCAACUGAGGUGUGGGGACCAAACGUCACAGCAGGGAAAUGUUUACAUCAUUCAUUACUUCAGUCAC
Molecule: messenger RNA, 3157 nt
Organism: Chanos chanos (milkfish)
Lineage: Eukaryota; Metazoa; Chordata; Actinopteri; Gonorynchiformes; Chanidae
Gene: uba7
Product: ubiquitin-like modifier activating enzyme 7
Exons: 24
Coding region: 1-3063 (1020 amino acids)
Biological process (GO): DNA damage response; ubiquitin-dependent protein catabolic process; protein ubiquitination
Cellular component (GO): nucleus; cytoplasm
Molecular function (GO): ubiquitin activating enzyme activity
Source: RefSeq, a predicted model, not a curated record